Molecule: messenger RNA, 1056 nt
Organism: Glarea lozoyensis ATCC 20868
Lineage: Eukaryota; Fungi; Ascomycota; Leotiomycetes; Helotiales; Helotiaceae
Product: GroES-like protein
Exons: 2
Coding region: 1-1056 (351 amino acids)
Molecular function (GO): oxidoreductase activity, acting on NAD(P)H
Source: RefSeq, a predicted model, not a curated record
AUGUCUCAAAAAGCUCUUGUACUUCGCGAAAUUGGCACGCCAUUGGUUCCGGGAGAUCGUCCAAUCCCACAACCCGGCCAAAAUCAUUUGCUACUUAAGGUUCUCGUCGCUGGUCUCAACCCUCACGAUCAGAGAACUCGCGAUGCUGGUCUUUUCGUCACGAGCUUCCCUUUUGUUCCUGGUAGCGACAUAGUUGGCGAAGUCGUGGGCGUGGGCGAAGGGGAGCAUUCUGAAAUAUUCAACAUUGGUGAUCAUGUCUUCGGCCAUACGUUCGUCAAAGAUGGUGAUGCCAAUGACUUCAACCCUCUUCAGCAAUAUGCUCUCGCGGACGCGCGAUUCGUUGCCAAAGUAGCGGAUACAGGUCUAUCCGACGAUGAAGCAUCAACCAUACCAGUAAUUGUGUUGGCGGGUUUCAUUGCACUUUUCUCCAGCUCUGGUCUCGGUCUUCCUCCACCGUUCUCGGCUGAAGCAGCUUCUUUUGACUUCGCUGCCACCACUCUUCUGGUUAUCGGAGGUGGCUCAAAUACUGGAAUGGCUACGAUUGAACUGGCCAGGCUUGCAGGAAUCAAACAGAUCAUCGUAGUUGCCGGGAUUCGUAAUGAGGCCGAGAUAAAAACGAGGGGGGCUUCCCACGUGAUUGACCGGCACGCCGGCGAUGUACUAGGUCAAAUCCGCGCUAUCACCGGGGACGACCUGAUCUAUGCUGUUGAUACGGUGAAUCCUGGUCAGAAACAAGAGGUUGGCGUCGCUGCGCUUUCCAACUCGAAGAAAGGCACACUCAUCACGCUUCGUCGACCUGAUGGAGAUUUUGAUCCUGACCACAUUGGUACGAAGAGCGCCGGUUAUGAGCGUAGGCUGGUAUUGGGGGUUUCAACAGGCCACCCAGAACUGGCAAUGGGCUUCUGGAAGGAAGUCCCUGCAUGGCUUAAAGAUGGAAAGAUCAGUUCAAGCAAAUAUAAGGUUGUGAAAGGCUUGGACGCAGAUGUCGUGAACAAGGUUCUGGAUGAUUACCGAGAUGGGAAGGGUGAGAAGACGAAUGUCCACCCAUGGGAGUAA